AAUUCAACCAAUCACAACUGGUUUGGCCUUUUCGCUAAAAUUCGUAAGAUAUAAAGAGUUUCAAAAAUUCUUUGUAACUCUAAAAUAAUCUAAGGCAAUUUUGAAUUAUAAUUAGCAAAACCUCUUUUAUUUGCUUAAUUAAGUACAUAUUAAGAUUAAGGCUAUCUAUAACUUUCAUUAAAUGAGUGUAAAAGUGUAGAAUGGAAAUUUCCAUAAAAUGGUUUAUUAUAGGUAUUAUGAUUUUCAAGAUAUCGCUGGCUUCAUGUUAUUAUCAUGAAUUUAUAGUGGAAGAUCAUUGCAAAAGGGGAAGUGAAACUGUUAUAGUCGAUACUUCAAAACUGAAUCCUGCCGGAACAUUAAAAGCAACAGCUCAUCCUCCAUAUAAGCCCAGUAAACAUUGUACUAUCGUUAUUAAGGCCCCAGCUGGGAAGGGUAUUGUUCUCAGCGUUCGAAAAAUAGACUUUAGACCCAGUAAGGAAUACAUAUGUGAAGAUUAUAUAAAAGUAUUCCACUCAGAUGUUGCAUUAUCUCCUACAAUACUCUACCAUUUCAAGUUCGAUUUAGAAGAACAAAUCUCCUUCUAUACGAAAGGUCCCAUGACAAUUAUUUACCAUACAGAACCAGAAGAUCAUCGUGAUUUUAAUUUUGAGGAAGGAUUUGCUUUAACUUAUACUGUUGUUUCCGAAGAUGUACAAGACUGUAAAGAUGAAUCAAAGUUCAUGUGUAAUAAUGGAAGAUGUAUUUCUAAUGAAAUGACCUGUGAUGGUAGAAAUAACUGCGGAGACGGAAGCGAUGAAUCACCGUUACUUUGCAGUACGGAUUUCUUUUACUCCUUCAAAAUGACAGAUAUUAUAUAUGCUGCUGUUUUUACAGUUAUGAUUUUCGCCAUUAUCACUAUAUCUGUGGUUGUUUUUGCUCGCAAGAGGAAGGUGAAUGAUGAUUCUUCUUCGAUUUCAGAUCAAGAUGAACCUACAACAAGACUCACGCCUUAUCAAGCUGUACAUCCGGCAGGUUUUUUCAUUUGCCAGAAUCCGGCAGGACCGCAUUCACUUUAUCCUCAAAAUUCUAAACACACACAGUCUGAAGUGGGAUUCUCUAAUCCAUGUUACCCCACAGGCAUACCCCAGCCUCCACCAUCUUACAGUCAGUAAAAAGUAUUUGCAUUUAUCGACUUCGAUGCGAUUGCUCAUUCAGCAAAAGAAGACGGCGACAAAAUUCGACUUCAGUAUUCGACUCAAUAUCACUAUAAAUACGUGAAAAGCAUUAAAAAUCGUCACAUAUACACACUAAAAAAAACUUAGUUUUCAUGACAAAUAAUGCCAGACAUUCUAAAAGAUAAGAAAAAGGAUAAAAUCAGUUUUAUCAAUGAAGAGUUUACAGUGAAAUGAAGAUCAAGGAGAAUAAAAACAUUAUUAGUAUUUUGUGACUAAAUAAUCUAAAUUUCGGGAAGUUAAUAGUCUAUUUUAUAAAAAGAUUAAAAAUAUUUAUGAAAUAUGAUCAAGAGAAAGUAGUUUGAAUCGUAGAUUAAAAAAACUGCAGUUAUUUGGCCCGAGCAUUAACUCAAAAUUUUACCUUCUCUUAAUAAAAGAAGAUAUAUAAUAAGAGAAGGACAUUGUAUAUUUAAGAAGAGAAGGACAUUGAUAAGAGAAGGACAUUGCAUAUUUGAUGAAAUUAACACGUAUGAGAAAACUGAAUUAAAAAGUACGUGUUUGAAUCCUAGAAAGGUAUCUGUAAAAGUUUAGCAACUAAAAAUAUAAGAAAUAUCAACAAAGUUGUAACAGAGAGAGAAAGAGUUUUGGAAUUUAGUUCAACGGUGUUUGUUUUAUGUUGAAUUGGUACUGAAUCAAAUUUGCCUUUAUUGAAACAUUAUGAUUUGUUAGAAAAUUCUCUGGAUUUUGUUUGAGUUUAGUAAUCAUGACCUCAAGUGCUUUUGGUAUUUUAUAUUACUCGUUUCCAUUUGAAUUGAUCUCAUUUAUUUAAAGCAAAUAAUUACCAAUUUUUAUUGAAACUAUCAUUUAUGAGUGCUGUAAUUCCUUUUCGGAUAAAACUAGAUUUAUGCUUAUUAUGGAAACUUGCUUUGUUGCCGUUAAGAACUGCAUGCUUCAUUUGCAUUACAAAGCUAUAGUUUUAUUUCCAUAUUUCAGUUUUGAGCUUUAAAAUUAUUGUUUCUUUAAUAUGCAUAUAAAUGUUUUUGAAGUAUUCGUUGAUGUAUCUUACGACAAGCAACUGUAAAGAUCGUAACUGCUAUGAAGGAAUAAAUGUUUAAAAAAAUUUAGAA
Stegodyphus dumicola is the source of this 2278-nucleotide messenger RNA. RefSeq lists its product as uncharacterized. The record is from RefSeq and is a predicted model, not a curated record. Gene Ontology annotation, molecular function: protein binding. Lineage: Eukaryota; Metazoa; Arthropoda; Arachnida; Araneae; Eresidae.